Messenger RNA from Trichomycterus rosablanca, 1689 nucleotides. RefSeq lists its product as uncharacterized. Gene Ontology annotation, cellular component: nucleus. Gene Ontology annotation, biological process: regulation of gene expression. Lineage: Eukaryota; Metazoa; Chordata; Actinopteri; Siluriformes; Trichomycteridae. The transcript has 3 exons. The record is from RefSeq and is a predicted model, not a curated record. The coding region runs from base 1 to 1689 and encodes 562 amino acids.
AUGCAGCAUAUGAUGGCAGCACCUAAACCAGCUAAAAGUGAGAAUCAUGGUCUUGAAAAACUAAUGGGUUUAAAAAAUGAACCAGUAGAGCUGAACAUUUCUGCCCAUUUCAGCCUAGAAGAAACCAACACAUGUGUACUGAAAGCAGAGGAAAUCACUAUUUUCAAGAAGCAGCCCAGAGGAAGCAGAAUAUCUGAUGAAGAGCAACUGGCGCUUUCAACUGAACGUAAAUCUUCUGUUGAUCUCCCGUCCACGGACACGAACCCGAUGAGUUCAAGAGGCCAAAUGGCUUCAAAUAUUCCAGUGAAUUUAAAGUCCAAUCUGUGUUCUGAGUGCGGCAAGAGCUUUAAAAGCAAAUCAGCCCUGACAGACCAUCAGAAAUCCCACUCUAUCCAGCGGCCGUAUUCGUGCCCUACCUGUGGGAAGAAGUACGCUAGCAAGAAUGAGCUCAACCUACACCAACGUCUGCACACUGAUGAAAAGCUCUUCCAUUGUGCCUACUGCAAAAAGAAAUUUACAAGAAAAAGUGGCCUGAAGUGCCAUGAGAGGAGCCACAUGGGAGAAAAGCCUUUUUCCUGUUCUCAGUGCGGGAAGAGCUUCGGUCGGAGAAACACACUGAAAGUGCAUCUACAGCGGCAUGCAGGGAUAAAACCGCACCACUGUGGCCACUGCGGAAAGUCCUUCAUCACCUCAGCAUCUAUGAGGAUACACAGAGCGACUCACACAGGUGAAAAACCUUUUCCUUGCCCUCAGUGUGGCAAAGGAUUCGCUCAGAAGAGACAGCUGAGCGUUCACUUGCUCAACCACACCGGACAGAAACCUCAUACCUGCUCGGUGUGUGAAAAGAGUUUUGUGUACAAGCAGAGCUUCACGAUUCACAUGCUGUCCCAUCAGGACAAGCGUCCAUUCAAAUGUCCAGACUGUCAGAGUAGCUUCAGGAGAGCAGGCCACCUUGAGUCGCAUCUGAAGGUCCAUUCGGGCGACAAGCCACACAAAUGCGGGCACUGCGGCAAAGCUUUCAAGCACCCCAACUCUCUGAAGCAUCACGAGCGCACUCACACCGGUGAGAAGCCCUACGGCUGCGAACUUUGUGAGAAGCGCUUCAUAUCGUCCGGCGAGCUGCGCGUUCAUCGCAGAGUCCACUCCGACAAAAAAGACUACAAGUGUUCAGAAUGCGGGAAGAGUUUUCGAUACAAGCCCUCCCUGAAGGUCCACCAGAGGACCCACUCUCAGGAGAGGCCGUACCACUGUCGUGAGUGUGGUAAAUCCUUCGCCGCCUGCUCACACCUCCGCUGCCAUGAAGAAGUGCACAGAAACGAGCGGCGCCACCGCUGCACCGUGUGUGGACAGGGUUUUAACAACUCCACCACUUUAAGGUCCCACCAGAUGACCCAUUCCAACAGGACCCAGUUCCCCUGUAGUGUAUGCGGGAAGGUUUUCACCCGGAACGACACCUUUAAAAAGCACCAACAGAUCCAUACAGGCGCCAAAGUCUACAAGUGCCCGGAGUGUGGAAAGAGCCUGAGUUCGUCCAGUAAUUUACAGCGGCACGUACAGAGUCACACAGCGAAGACGAUGUACCACUGUGGUGAGUGUGAGAAAAGCUUCAGCAGUCAGGCGUACCUACGGAAGCACCAGCGGUCAUCACAUACAGCUGAGACACCGUACGCUUGUACAUCCGGACAGUGA